Molecule: messenger RNA, 219 nt
Organism: Letharia columbiana
Lineage: Eukaryota; Fungi; Ascomycota; Lecanoromycetes; Lecanorales; Parmeliaceae
Exons: 1
Coding region: 1-219 (72 amino acids)
Source: RefSeq, a predicted model, not a curated record
AUGUCGUACGAAGACUGGAGAGCAGGUACUGACUCAAAGAUGCAUUGUUCAUGGAACCUUCACAUGCUCCUGCCAAAGAACAUAUACCUUUUCAUCCUGCUUUCCUCGAUAUGUGGCAUAGCAGGACAGGGAGGACAAGCCGACUACGCAGCCGGAACACAUACAAAGACACCCUCGCACACUACCGCAUCGCACAAAGGGGAAAAGCAGUCUCUAUAG